This is a messenger RNA of Aspergillus oryzae RIB40, 372 nucleotides long. RefSeq lists its product as uncharacterized. The transcript has 4 exons. Bases 1 to 372 code for a protein of 123 amino acids. Gene Ontology annotation, cellular component: membrane. NCBI's taxonomy places the organism in Eukaryota, Fungi, Ascomycota, Eurotiomycetes, Eurotiales, Aspergillaceae. Gene Ontology annotation, molecular function: growth factor activity. The record is from RefSeq and is a predicted model, not a curated record.
AUGCUUCGUGUCUCUGCUAUCUUCAUGGCCUGCCUCCUUCUGGCUACCGCUGCCCCCACCGCUCCUGAGAAGAGCAACGCUUGUCUCUCCAUGUGUCUGCAGGAGAGACCUGCUUGUGCUAGUGAUGAAGGCUGCUGGGGUUGCUGCCAGAAAAUCGAAGCAGUAGCUGCACCUGUCCAGCGCGCGUCAUGUCUCUCCAUGUGUCAACAGGAGAAGCCUAAUUGUGCUAGCGAUGAGGGAUGCUGGGGCUGCUGCCAGAAAAUCGAGCCAGUCGUCCCUGUCAAGAAGGAGAUGUGUCUCUCCAUGUGUUUGCAAGAGAAGCCUACUUGUGCCAGUGAUGAAGGCUGCUGGGGCUGCUGCCAAAAGAACUGA